AUCACGUGCCCUCGGUGUCGCGUCACACCCGGAAGCAGCUUCUGGACCUGAGCGGGCAGCAAUGAGUGGGGAGCCGGGGCAGGUGUCCGUAGCGCCCCCUCCCGGGGAGGUGGAAGCGGGCAGUGGAGUCCACAUCGUAGUGGAGUACUGUGAACCCUGCGGCUUCGAGGCAACCUACCUGGAGCUGGCGAGCGCUGUGAAGGAGGAGUAUCCGGGCAUCGAGAUUGAGUCGCGACUUGGGGGGACAGGGGCCUUUGAGAUCGAGAUCAAUGGACAGCUGGUGUUCUCCAAGCUGGAAAAUGGAGGCUUUCCUUAUGAGAAAGACCUCAUUGAGGCCAUUCGAAGAGCCAGUAAAGGAGAACCCCUAGAAAAGAUCACCAACAGCCGUCCUCCCUGUGUCAUCCUGUGACUGCACGUGAUUCUUGGCUCCUGUGUGGUUCUGGCAUUGAAACCUGUUUCCUCAUGGUUUGCUGGGAACUCCCCCUGCCUUUUGCCCCUCACUUAUGCUCCAUUGGGCAUAAGGAGAGAAUAGAGGUUUUUAUGGUCUUGGAGGCAAGAAAGAGAUGUUCUCCAGGGACAUUUCCACCACUACCUUAUACCCCUUUCCAGAAUCAGUGCCCUCCACAGCUUGGUCCUCUCCCAAGCUUGGCAAUACCUGUCAGAUGCCAUAGUUGAUGUAAGUUAUUUCCCUCCAGCCCUGGGCAGUGUCAGCUAUAGGCAAUAAAGAGGCAUUACAAGUACUUGUGCUAA
Molecule: messenger RNA, 750 nt
Organism: Nannospalax galili (Upper Galilee mountains blind mole rat)
Lineage: Eukaryota; Metazoa; Chordata; Mammalia; Rodentia; Spalacidae
Gene: Mien1
Product: migration and invasion enhancer 1
Exons: 4
Coding region: 62-409 (115 amino acids)
Biological process (GO): positive regulation of filopodium assembly; negative regulation of apoptotic process
Source: RefSeq, a predicted model, not a curated record